This is a messenger RNA of Scylla paramamosain (green mud crab), 1073 nucleotides long. RefSeq lists its product as uncharacterized. The transcript has 4 exons. NCBI's taxonomy places the organism in Eukaryota, Metazoa, Arthropoda, Malacostraca, Decapoda, Portunidae. The record is from RefSeq and is a predicted model, not a curated record. Bases 50 to 550 code for a protein of 166 amino acids.
CUGGCUCGACUUCCUCGCUCAGUCACUGGGCAGACUGAGGCACGGCAGCAUGCAGCGGUCUGGAGCCAUGAGAGGUACGGCGCUUGCGGUGCUGCUCCUAGUGCUGGACGCUACGCUUGUUGAGAGCGGAGGAAAGUAUGGCAUCGGCGGCCACGCGCCCUUGCUUGGGGAUGUGAAGGUGUUCGGAUGCCGUCCUGAAGUUCACUACGUGACACAUUAUCGCACUAAGUUUCAAGAUGUACCAGUCUACAAAACGGUCACCGCCCAUGACCUGGAGGUGAAGCCCCACAACGAGGUGGUCUACAGCACGGUCGUCAAUGUCCACACACGAUCACUCACCACGACGGUUUACGAGACUUCUACCGAAUAUCUGACCAGUGUGUCACGGCGGGGAGCUAACAGAGACGGUGACACGCUUCCUAUCGGUGCCCGCCUACAGCACCAGCACAAAGGUCGUGGAGCAGACGCGAGCUCUGGAUGUCACCACACACUUCUACAAUACCGAACACGUCCCUUACCCCGUCACCCUCACCGAGCUAGCCACAGUUGAAGACACUGUUACCAUGCCUGUAACUUUGAUAGAAAAGAGUGCAGUACCCAUCACGAGAGAACAUCUAGUCGUCGACACCUCCACCAAAUACCAGACCGUGACGCAUACCCGGCCCUCCUACGGCUACGGAAAUGACGUCAUCGUCGUAACUGAGAAUGUCAUCAACUUCCAGCCCUCUUACGUUACGCAGACCCACUACGAGACCAGCUACGUCACCCACACCAGCAUCCAGCGCGUGCCUACUUACGUAACACGCACGGUGCACGCCCCCUGCCACUCUUCCUACUAUUAGCUGUGGCCUGGAGCAGAGGCGACGCGUUGGUCACCCUGUCUCCCUCAUAGAUGUCGCUUUACCUUUGUCUUAUUUCUUUGUAUGAACGUUUCAUGUCAGUUUUUGUACCUUAUCACUCAUCUCAGGUACUGUUUUUUUUUUUUUUCUCUCUUUUUUUUCAAAUUUAAUUAAUAUUUUUGUAUAUUUUCAUCCACGUGUAGUUAUAGAUUACAUUGUUUUUUAAAUGAUGCU